Molecule: messenger RNA, 7536 nt
Organism: Callithrix jacchus (white-tufted-ear marmoset)
Lineage: Eukaryota; Metazoa; Chordata; Mammalia; Primates; Cebidae
Gene: SLC9A8
Product: solute carrier family 9 member A8
Biological process (GO): potassium ion transmembrane transport; proton transmembrane transport; sodium ion transport
Cellular component (GO): membrane
Molecular function (GO): potassium:proton antiporter activity; sodium:proton antiporter activity
Source: RefSeq, a predicted model, not a curated record
UUACCACUAUAUCUUCGUUGCUUUAAAAUCUAUUUUAUCAGAUAUGAGAAUUGCAACUCCUGCUUUUUAUUUAUUUAUUUAUUUUUGCUCUCCAUUUUGUUGGUAAAUCUUUCUCCAUCCCUUUGUUUUGAGUCUUUGUGUAUCCUUGCAUGUGAAAUGGGUCUGGAUGUAACAUGCUGUUGGGUUUUGGCUGUAUCUUUUGAUUGGGGGAUUUAGUCGAUUUAAAUUUAGGGUUACUGUCAUUUGAUGUUAACUGGCUGUUUUAUCCAUUUGUUGAUGUAAAUUCUUCUUUAUGUUGAUGCUCUUUACUUUUUGGUAUAUUUUUAGAAAGGCUGAUACUGGUUGUUUCUUUCUAUGUGUAAUGCUUCUUUCAGAAGCUCUUGUAAAGCAGGCCUGGUGGUAAUAAAAUCUCUGAGUACUUGCUUGUUCAUAAAAGAUUUUAUUUUUCCUUCAGUUGUGAAGCUUAGUUUGGCUGGAUAUGAAAUUCUGGGCUGAAAGUUCUGUUCUUUAAGGAUGUUGAAUAUUGGCCCCCACUCUCUUCUGGCUUGUAGAGUUUCUACUGAGAGAUCUGCUGUAAGUCUGAUAGGCUUCCCUUUGUGGGUAACCUGACCUUUCUCUCUGGCAGCUCUUAGUAUUUCCUCCUUCGUUUCAACCCUGGUGAAUCUAACAAUUAUGUGCCUUGGGGUUGCUCUUCUUGAGGAAUAUCUUUGUGGUGGUCUCUGUAUUACCUGGGGUUGAAUAUUGUCCUGCUUUGCUAGUUUAGGAAAAUUUUCCUGAAUAAUAUCCUGAAGACUAUUUUCCACCUUGGAUUCAUUCUCUCCGUCGUAUUCAGGUACACCUGUCAACCAUAAAUUUGGUCUUUUCACAUAGUCCCACAUUUCUUGGAGACUUUGCUCAUUCCUUUUUAUCCUUUUUUCUCUAAUCUUGUCUUCUUGUUUGAUUUCAUUAAGUUGGACUUCGACCUCUGAUAUCCUUUCUUCUGCUUCAACAAUUUGAGUGUUUAAACCUGUGCAUACUUCUCGGAGUUCCCGUAUUGUAUUCUUCAGUUCCAUUAAUUCACUUAUAUUCCUCUCUAAGUUGUCUAUUCUCAUUAGGAUUUCGUCAAACCUUUUGUCAAAGUUCUUAGUUUCUUUACAUUGGGCUACAACAUGUUCUUUUAACUCACAGAAGUUUCCUAUUAUCCAUGUUCUGAAGCCUGAUUCUGUUAUUGGGAUGCACUGGUUCUCCAUCAAGUCUUGUUCCCUUGUUGAUGAGGAACUGUGAUCCUCUUUGGAGGGAGAGGCGUUCUGAUUUUGAGUAUUCUCAGCCUUUUUACGCUGGUUUCUUCCCAUCAUUGUAAAUUUAUCCACCUGUCGUCUUUAUAAUUACCAACUUUCAAAUUAGGUCUCUGAGUGGACGUCCAAGUUGUUAAUUCCCAGGGCCGAAAUAUGAGCAACCCACUGCGCUGGCCAAAACAGCGGCGUUAAGACAGAUGGUGCUUUUCUGCCUGGGAAUCUCCAGUCUGGCUUCCUUCUUGAAUCCGUAAUAGGCGACUCUGCCUUCCCGAGUCCGUGAUAGGCGACUCUGCCUUCCCGAGUCUGUAACAGGCAAUUCUGCCUUCCCGGAGCUCCAAACCUUAGUCAGAAGGGGAACCAGUCCCGUUUACUCUGCACCGAGAGCUGCCGCUCCGAGGUGCCGGCGAAACCGCUGUGCCGGCCACAAGAGUAGCACUGGCGAACCGUGGAGCUCCUCCACUGGGAAUCUUCUGCUCCGUGAGCGACCAAAAUUUGUCUGAAAGUGUGGCAUCCUCUUGUUCUCUGAGGUUUCAGUGGGAGCUGCAAUCCUGAGAUGUAUUCUCAUGGGAGCAGUUAUAAAAAUCAUAGAGUUUAAAAAACUGGCCAACUGGAAGGAAGAAGAAAUGUUUCGUCCAAACAUGUUUUUCCUCCUCCUGCUUCCCCCUAUUAUCUUUGAGUCUGGAUAUUCAUUACACAAGGGUAACUUUUUUCAAAAUAUUGGUUCCAUCACCCUGUUUGCUGUGUUUGGGACGGCAAUCUCUGCUUUUGUAGUAGGUGGAGGAAUUUAUUUUCUGGGUCAGGCUGAUGUAAUCUCUAAACUCAACAUGACAGACAGUUUUGCGUUUGGCUCCCUAAUAUCAGCUGUCGAUCCAGUGGCCACUAUUGCUAUUUUCAAUGCACUUCAUGUGGACCCGGUGCUCAACAUGCUGGUCUUUGGAGAAAGUAUUCUUAACGAUGCAGUCUCCAUUGUCCUGACCAACACAGCUGAAGGUUUAACGAGAAAAAAUAUGUCAGAUGUCAGUGGGUGGCAAACAUUUUUACAAGCCCUUGACUACUUCCUCAAAAUGUUCUUUGGCUCUGCAGCGCUCGGCACUCUCACUGGCUUAAUUUCUGCAUUAGUGCUGAAGCAUAUUGACUUGAGGAAAACGCCUUCUUUGGAAUUUGGCAUGAUGAUCAUUUUUGCUUAUCUGCCUUAUGGGCUUGCAGAAGGAAUCUCACUCUCAGGCAUCAUGGCCAUCCUGUUCUCAGGCAUCGUGAUGUCCCACUACACGCACCAUAACCUCUCCCCAGUCACCCAGAUCCUCAUGCAGCAGACCCUCCGCACUGUGGCCUUCUUGUGUGAAACAUGUGUGUUUGCAUUUCUUGGCCUGUCCAUUUUUAGUUUUCCUCACAAGUUUGAAAUUUCCUUUGUCAUCUGGUGCAUAGUUCUUGUACUGUUUGGCAGAGCGGUAAACAUUUUCCCUCUUUCCUACCUCCUGAAUUUCUUCCGGGAUCAUAAAAUCACACCGAAGAUGAUGUUCAUCAUGUGGUUUAGUGGCCUGCGGGGGGCCAUCCCCUAUGCCCUGAGCCUGCACCUGGACCUGGAGCCCAUGGAGAAGCGGCAGCUCAUUGGCACCACCACCAUUAUCAUCGUGCUCUUCACCAUCCUGCUGCUGGGUGGCAGCACCAUGCCUCUCAUCCGCCUCAUGGACAUUGAGGACGCCAAGGCUCGCCGCAGGAACAAGAAGGACGUCAACCUCAGCAAGACAGAGAAGAUGGGCAACACUGUGGAGUCAGAGCACCUGUCAGAGCUCACAGAGGAGGAGUAUGAGGCCCACUACAUCAGACGGCAGGACCUCAAAGGCUUCAUGUGGCUGGACGCCAAGUACCUGAACCCCUUCUUCACUCGGAGGCUGACACAGGAGGACCUGCACCACGGGCGCAUCCAGAUGAAAACUCUAACCAACAAGUGGUACGAGGAGGUGCGCCAGGGCCCCUCCGGCUCUGAGGACGACGAGCAGGAGCUACUCUAAUGCCAGGUGCCAAGGCUUCAGGCAGGCAGGCCCAGGAUGGGCGUUUGCUGCCCACAGACACUCAGCAGGGGCCUCACAGAGGUGUGUGCAUCCAGGAGCCCCUUCGGGACAUAAGAGGGCAGGGUGAGGCACCGGCUGCAGAGUCACCUUAACCUGGAACUUGCCAGACAUCUGGAGCCAGGUGACCUCUUGAGAAACUGUCAUCUCCCCACUCCUCCCUGAGCCAGCCUCUGCUCUCACUGUAGCUCUUCAGCCCACAGAGGGGAGGGAGCACUGGGCCAGGCCCCAGUCAUCUGUGAAGCUAGGGUGCCCGCCCGCCUGUGCACCCAGAGGACCCCUGUGGUCCCCUGCCGGGAGGAGUACCAUCUACAGUUGCGCCAGUCCCCAGCCACUGCCUUCAUCCCGCCCCCGCCGGACUGGCAGAGUCAGGGGCCAGCCACCUGUCUCUGAGUCAUCAAGAUGCCUCCGCAGCAGCAAUUCUGACCUAAGUGGCAGGGCCCAGAAAUGUUGAAAACCUCCCACUCCCCUUUGUGAUACUUCCUGGGCUCCCUCAGGAACGGAGUGACCUUUUUUCCUUUACCUGAUUGGCACCUCGCAGCCUGUCUCCCUGGGUGGCAGGCGACUGCUGCCCUUCUCUGGGCACGUUCUGAAUGUUUACACUGGUACCUUCUGGUAUCUUCUUUAGAGCUCCCUGCAAGCUGCAACCCUGGGUUUUUAUCUUUUGGGGUCAAAGCGCCCUCUAGAGGGAAAAGCUAGAGGCACAGGGUUUCUGCUGACCUGCAACUGCUGUCUUGAUUAGGUUUAAAUUCAUGCAUUUUUACAGCAAAGUGCUGAGAACCUCAUAGUGGUCUCCUGCCAUCUGAUCUCCCUCCCUGCCAUUCUCAUACUGGGUUGUUCUUUUGUCUAAUCGGAGACCGCUGUGCCGAGGCCCUGUGGUGUCUGCUCACCGCUGCCACCUUUGCUGCUAAUCACGGUUCCAUCUUUCCCCUCUCCCAAUUCCCUACCACGUUGGAUCCCAUUUGUCACCCAUGCUAGGGUCCCCAAAGCACUGGGGCAGGGGCCAGAGCAGCAGCACCCAGUGCUCCCCCCUCCCACCCUGACCUGGAGCCCCAGCAGCCUGGAGUUGGAUGAGGAUGCUCCAGGCACACACACACACACACACACAAACACACACACACGCACACCCUGCCCUGUCCCUGAGUCCUGGCCCCGGCGGCCGUCUCACGGUAAGGAGCUGCCAAUCAUGUCUAGGAACAGAGUCACUGACUCGCAUCCUCUCCUCAGCUCCCCUUUGACAAGCCUCAAACUGCUCAGCUCAUCGAAGGGCUGUUGUCAACUUCUGUAUGUGGUUCUGGGUUGCAGGGAGCCUUGGAACUUUGUACCCUGGGGUGGUUGAAUUCAUCAUGUGCAUGCCUGCUUCUCUGGGGACACAAUGGGCCUGCAUGGACGCCACCUGGAGCAAGUGCAUCUCCAUCUCUUCGGUGUCAGGCAGCGUGGCCUCUGGGUGUCAGGAGGAACUGACCUCAGGACCUUCCAGGUCUUGUGCCAGGAAUGAGAGGCCAGGCCAGAUCCUGCCACUUCGCCUCAUUCCCAAAGUCAGAGCAGGCCAGCCAGGCAGGAAGCACGCUGUUUACUUUGCAUGAAAAGUAAAUUUGUACUUGAUAGACCUAAAAUAUGAUCUUUUUUAGUCCUUCACUUUAACCCCAUAAUUUGAGCCAUUGCCUUGCUUAAUUUAGGUCUCUACCAUUUCCUUUUAGUGGAGAAGAGAGGGGGUCAGAGGGUGGGGACCUUUGCCUGUCCCUGGGUGAGUGGGAUUAGGGAUCUGAGACCAGAUUGUUCUCUCACCCCUGCCAGAAUUCACUCUCCCCUGAAGUUCAGGGUCCGAUCUCCCAGAUGUAAGUUGCUUUGCAAACUCAGUUGUUUGCCAGGAUUUCUUUAUUUCCAAAUCUAAAAUUAACAGGUAAAGCAACGAAAAGGUCAGAUCCCAUUUCCAUCUGCCCUCUCAUCUCCAGUCUGAUGCCCCAGCCAUGGCACACCUGGCCUCACACUUUUAGCUGAGACCUGAAAAUGAUGCUUUGGUGGAAGAGCAUGUGGGGACUUGGUGGAGGGCCCCCAGGAUUUGCAGCGGGGUAGAGGGGCUGGUGGGACUUUUCCCAGGAGAUAUCAGCACCUGCCUCCAUCUCCUGUGAGCCUCCUCUGCCCCCUGCUGGCCAGGUGAGGUCAGCAGCCUGGGAGAGUGACCCCAAGAGAUGAGGGCACCUCGUGUUCCUCAGCAAUCUUGGCUCACCUUUGUAACAAAAGGCCAUGGAAGUCCUUUUCUGGUCGAUUUUUUCAAAAGUCUUUUCCUGAGAAUAACAAAUUGCUGCUGUCUACCUUUAGCACACCCAAUAAUUCUAUUUGGGGUGGUGAAUGCGUAGAAGAGAUAAAAAUACGCAGCUUAACUAUAUCUUCCUGCAUGUAUAUUUAUUUUCUUCUGAGUCUAGGCCAUGAGACAGGAGAACUGUGGCAUGUAGGAGGAAUGCUUCAGGAGGAGUGAAGGCUGGAGCCAGGGAGCGCUGGAGGAAGCCAGGCCUUUAGCCAGCAGCCCCUCCACCACAGGUGCCGCUGUGUGGAACUAGUUCUUAGAAUAAAUUCCAUGCUUUCUGCAGCCUGUAGUUAUUAUGACCCCUUGGAACAGCUACCCCCUGUGACUUGGUGUGUGAGGUCUCAUAGGGAAAGGGGCUGGCUUCUCCCACGUCCUUGAGAUCAAGUUUGUCGGGGGCUGGGCCAGGGCCAGGCUGAGGGUGGCUCAGUUCCAUCAUCUGGAGCUCAGACACUCUGCCCAGGGGCAGAACUGAAGCCCUCCCGACCCCCACCCCAAGCCAGCCACUCCUUUUUACAGUGGGCUGGUGGGCUGGGCUGGGCAGUCCGGGCUGGCUGGCUGGCAUGAGGCCAGAGUUGCCCAGGUUAGCCCACAGGAUUCCUUUGUGUACCAUGGAAUGCUGAAAGAUGGGUGACUGGGGAUCCUUCUUAAAACCCUUGGCAAAGGUGCCGUCAGCAAGGCUUGACUUCAUGAAGUCUUGGGUCUGUGUUCCCACAGGGCCCACAUACUCAGAGAGUCCUCAGCAGGGUGGCCGAGACCAGGGCGCUUCUGCUGAGGAGCAGGUAGGCUUGGGUACGGGUGUGGCCUGGGGUGGCUCGGGGCUGGAACUCCUGCCUGAUUCCCGUGUGGGGUAGAAGCUCAGUGGACAUUCUCUGCCACUGACAAGGAUUUCACAUGCAGAAGAGAAAAGGUGCCCCUCCGGUCCCCAUAUUCCCUGCCGAAUUCGUGCCAGUGUGUGCUGCCCUUUCUGGGGGCAGGUAGGAAACCACACCUGAGUGUCCCAAUGAGGAGUCACGAAGCAGUGUCCUCGGGAAGGUGUCUCUAGAGCCCCGGGCCCUCCAUCUAACAGGUAAAGCCCUCAAGAGAGUACAGAGCCAGCCCCCUUCCCUUUAGGCUCCUGCCAUUUCCCAAAUGGUUCUCCAAUAGUUAAACAUUGAGGGGCUUCGCUGUUACCAGGCAUGUAACAAGGAGGAAGACUGGCUAACAUCCCUUGCCCCAUCCCAUCCUCAUUCCCCUAGCCAUUUUCUUGCCAUGGCCUCUGGUGCCCUUGAGCGGGUCUCUCUGGCUGCUCUGCGGGGCUUCACUGGCUUCAGGGUGAGCACGAAGUGCUGGUGAGCAGUGGGCCUGUGGUUGGAUGGGAAGAUGUGCAUCAGUGGUCAGAAGUCCCCUGCCAGCCCUGCGGAUCCAGAGCCUCGGGCCGGGAUGGGGAUGGCUCCCUACUCCCACCUGGACAGUGGGCAUGGUCUGGAUGGUGGGCGAAGGCUUACACCAGAGCCUUUGACGGUUUCUCCAAGUAGGGAUCUGCACAGCUCAAACUGUCAUCAAGAUGGGUGUGAAUCUUACAUUCUUUUCAUUAUUUCCUUUGUAAAAAGAGUGCUGGGUUUUUGUUUUAAGAAGCAUUAUGAAGGCCAGGCUUACUCAUUUUUCUCCCCCAAGGGACCUGUGAGAGGCCCCUGUUAGGCCCCGUUUCCUGAGCAAUGAUGUGCUGCUCUUCUUGCUGGGGCUUUGGAUUGGAAGGAGAAGGCAGGUGAGAGAUGGGGGACCUGUGGCUGCCAUGUGGGAGCCCCUGCGCCAUCUCAUUGGACUCUUUAAGGGAGUCGGGAAUAGAUGGAAGACAGCCAUGUCACUGGAUGGUUAUUUAGAAUUAAAGUGUAGCUGCUGAAUUGGA